This is a messenger RNA of Adineta steineri, 1812 nucleotides long. NCBI's taxonomy places the organism in Eukaryota, Metazoa, Rotifera, Eurotatoria, Adinetida, Adinetidae. The record is from the annotation of a GenBank genome assembly.
AUGUCUACAGGUGUUUAUCAACCAUACAUAUUUGUAAAAAAAGAUAACAAAUCAUUCUUAAAUGAACCUGUCGCAUCAGAUUCUGAUAAAGGAGUAUUUGUAGUUCUUGAUCAUCUUAUGGGUUCACGUCGAAAAUGGACAGGUAUUAAUAAUCGUUUACUUCCAAGUGAUGAAACAGGAAGAAUACCAGGUAUGGGUACUGCUGGUGUGGCAAAAGAAGAAUUACGUGUCAAAAGAUUUAUGGAAAGUUGUACAUUCAAAGCAAUUAUUAGUUGUGCUGGAGGUUUUGUAUUGGGUAUUGGUCUUGGUGUAUUUACAGCAAGUAUUGAUCCAAUGUCAACAAUUCAUACAACAACACCAGGUGCAUCACCGACUAUAAAAGAUGUUUGGCGUGAAAUGCGUGCUAGAUCAAUGAGUUAUGCAAAAAAUUUUGCAGUUGUUGGCUUAGUAUUUAGUACAGUUGAAUGCAAUAUUGAAUCUUAUCGAGCUAAAUCUGAUAUUCGAAAUGGUACGUAUGCUGGUUUUGUUACAGGUGGUUUAUUAGGAUUUCGCGCUGGUCUUCAAGCAGGUCUUUUUGGUGCUAUUGCACGAAAAAAAAUUAUUACAAAUGUAUUGUAUUUUAUUGGAACACUUGUAUUUGUUUCAUUUAGUUAUAAUACAGCUAAUCAGCUUUCGAAAUUUCCAAUUGGAACUCAAUCAAAAUUUUCAAAAUCUUACCAAAAUGUUACUCAAAUAUCAAAUAAUUCAAUUGAUUAUGAAAAACGAAUACAAUCUUUAAAUAAUCAAUGUGAUAAUAGAAGUCAUUUAUUUACUAAUCUAAUUCAUCAAAAUAAAAUCUUAAAUCAUCUUGGAUUUGUUCUUCGAUCUCAUUCAUUAUUUUAUUGUUCAGUACCUAAAGUAGCUACACGAACAUUACUAACAUAUAUGACAUAUCUUCAUAUACGUGAUGAAAUCAUGCCUUCAUUAGCAAAUAAAUCUGCAAUAUCUUUCAAAGCUGAUUAUCUCAAUCAAAUGCUUUCAUCUGCAAUAAAGAAUGAUUCAAUGUCACUUCUUUCAUUAUUUCUAUCACAUUUGACAAUGACAACUAAUAAAUCGAAUUCAACUCAACUUGAUCUUUGGUCAAUGUAUCAAAAAACAGCAUUACCUUAUGUUCGUCCACGUACAUUGUCUGAUUCUUCAAUACUUUUUUCAAAAUCAUUUACACGUAUUAUAUUUGUUCGUCAUCCAUUCGAACGUUUAGCAUCAGCUUAUGUCGAUAAAAUAGCAACAUUAAGUUCUGAACCAUUUUCAAUAUAUGAUAAUCUUCGUCGUAAAAUUUGUCGAAAAUCUCCGUUUUUUUAUUUAACAUCAAACGAACAAAAUUAUUAUCGUACGUUUAGAAUGGUUCACAAUCAAAGAAAUGAACCAUGCGAUAAAAUUAUACCAACAUUUGAACAUUUUGUUACUUAUAUAAUGUUUGAUUCAUCACAAGUCGAUGUUCAUUGGCAACCAUAUUCAACUUUAUGUCAUGCAUGCACAAUGAAAUAUAAUUUUAUUGGUAAAUAUGAAACAAUUCAAGAAGAUCUUGAUUUACUCCGAGUACAACUUGGUUUAAAUACAACUAAUUGGAAUAUAAAAAAUAAUUUUUCAACUGGUAAAACAAAAGAAAAUUAUAAAUUAUUGUAUUCAAAAUUACCAAAUCAUUUAAUAUGUAAUUUAAAACAUUUUUAUCAAGAAGAUUUUAAAUUAUUUAAUUAUCAAGUAGAAGAUUAUUUGAUAGACAAUCAAAAAGUACAAUGUUCUUCACAAUCUUAUCGACGUUUUACAAUAUGA